AUGCGUCUAUCGGAUGGUCGGAGAACGUUUGUCCAGAGAGAAGACUGGUCGUCUUGGGACGGACAGGGUCUGGGAAGAGCGCUACAUGUAACAACAUCCUUGAUCGGGGGCGAGUUCAAGUCCGAUAUAUGUGGCCAAAGUGUCACCGACAAAUGUCAAAGGGCCACCUGUCAGAGGUUUGGACGAAACGUUGAGAUCAUUGACACUCCAGGACUGUUUGAUACGGGCAUGUCCAAUGCCGACGUCACCAGGGUGGUGGUGAAAUGUGUUGGGAUGGCUGCACCUGGACCACAUGCCUUCGUUAUGGUUGUCAGGGUCGAUCGAUUCACGAAAGAGGAACAAGACACAGUGGAACACUUCAAGAAUGUCUUUGGAGAAGGUAUGAUGAAGUACCUCAUGAUUCUAUUUACCCGAAAGGAUGAACUGGAUUGUUGCGGCAAAACUAUUGAGAAAUAUCUGGAAGACGGCAGGUCCGAGGAGAGGAAUGAGGCAGUUCAAAGGUUUCUGGACAUGGUGGACAGGAUCCACUCUAACAAUUUUGGUGAGGUCUACACAAAUGACAUGUACAAGGAAGCUGAGAAGGGUAUGCUGAAGAGGGAGGAACGGCUCAGACAGGAAAAUGAGGCUGAAGUAAAUAAGCUGAAGAAAAAGAUUGAAGAGGAAUAUCAGACCAAGAUGACAACAAUGGAAGAGGCUCAGACUGACAAGAUCGCUCAACUCGUUCAGCAGUUAAGCAUUAAAGAACAGCAGAAGGGGCAACAGCUAGAAAUGGAGAAAUUGAAAAUGGAAAUAGAGAAACUGAGACUGCAUAUGGAAAUUGAUCUUCAGAAGGAACGACAGCGUCUGGAACUGGAAGCCGAACGGAGGAAGGUUUAUUGUGAGGCUAAUCCUCCAAAUUAUCGAGAAACGGCUAGAAAAGAGGUCAGCAAUGAAGGAGAGAUGGUGAUGGAUCUUAUCAAGGGUGUUGUGAAGCUGGUUGGACCCGAAUUACUUGCAAUAGGUUUAGGUAAAAUGAGAGAAUAUUAUGCCAGUAAGCCGUCAGUUGCCCCUGUGAGAAAUGAAUCUGAUAGAGCUGAAUCACCUGUUGAUAACCCACAGGUUACAGAUAAAACCAGCAGGAAGGACGAAGCCAAAUAG
Haliotis rubra (blacklip abalone) is the source of this 1137-nucleotide messenger RNA. Its product is annotated as GTPase IMAP family member 9-like. Gene Ontology annotation, molecular function: GTP binding. NCBI's taxonomy places the organism in Eukaryota, Metazoa, Mollusca, Gastropoda, Lepetellida, Haliotidae. The record is from RefSeq and is a predicted model, not a curated record. The transcript has 2 exons. Bases 1 to 1137 code for a protein of 378 amino acids.